Messenger RNA from Photinus pyralis (common eastern firefly), 1848 nucleotides. Its product is annotated as cytosol aminopeptidase-like. The transcript is spliced from 4 exons. Gene Ontology annotation, cellular component: cytoplasm. The record is from RefSeq and is a predicted model, not a curated record. The coding region runs from base 632 to 1762 and encodes 376 amino acids. Gene Ontology annotation, molecular function: manganese ion binding; metalloaminopeptidase activity. Gene Ontology annotation, biological process: proteolysis. NCBI's taxonomy places the organism in Eukaryota, Metazoa, Arthropoda, Insecta, Coleoptera, Lampyridae.
GUGAUCACGGCUUAGCCUACUCAUUCAAACCUAUUAAAAUGUCAUAUGCUAUAAAAUAAAAUUUAAAAAAUGCUGAAAUUGUGUAAUGUGACAUUACGUUAAUUAAUAUAAUCACUAUAACAGCCUUUUGCUCAAAGGGAGUCGACACCAGGCCACAAAAUGCAGUUGCAACAUAUCGUCCAAAAGCUUAUGUUAUCAGAAGAAAAAAUAGGAUGAGGCCAUUACCGUCUUCCCAGGGUUAUACACUAACAGAGAAGGCAAUUAGGGGAGUAAAUGUAGUGCCCAAGUGCGUUGGAGGUUUCUUGCAGCUGUUGGUUGGCGUGCGAGAUGUCCUGGUAACUUGAGCUUGGAGAGUCUGGAUUCUCAGCUGUAUGCCGUCCCGUGUGGGUGAUUGGCGUUAGGCAUAAUAUGUGUAUGUGUUAAUGGUCAUCUUGAACCAGGAAAACCGUUUCUAUUUUGGGGCCCCGACUCCCACUAUACUGCUGUGGCGGUUGUUAGUUUAGGCAAAAAAUGUCAAGGAAUCAAUUUUCAAGAACAGAUUGAUCAAGACAAGGAAGCAGUACGGAUAGCAGCAUCUGCUGGCUGUAGGGCGUUACAAAACGCAGGAAUUAACACAAUUUCUGUCGAUGACAUGGGCAACGCCGAAGCAGCAGCUGAAGGCAGUACGUUAGGAUUGUGGAAGUUUCAAGAAUGCAAAAGUAAAAAACAAUCGCCUACUGAAAUUGGUUUAUUGUCACUAAACAAAGGGCAAACCACCCCCGCGGGUUCGGAAUGGAAUUACGGAGUAUCCAAGGCCAAUGCGCAAAAUCUCGCGAGGAGGUUAACGGACAUGCCCUCAAAUUUGAUGACCCCCACCAUAUUCGCGGAAAACGUGAAAGAGAUUUUUGAAAGUCUAGACGUGUGCGUUGCCGUUCACGAUGAGGAUUGGAUCAAAGAGAAAUCCAUGAAUUCAUUUUUAUCGGUCACGAAAGGUUCCACCGAACCUGCGAAGUUUGUCGAGUUAUCCUACAGUCGUGGGGACGAAAAAGUACGACCGAUAGUGCUAGUGGGAAAAGGUGUAACUUUUGAUACGGGCGGAAUUAGUUUGAAACCAUCGAAGGCUAUGGAUGAAAUGCGCGGAGAUAUGGGCGGGGCGGCGACGUGCGUUGCCGCAUUGCAGUGUAUUGCAAAUUGCCGCGUUAAAGUUAAUGUCAAAGUACUUAUACCUCUUUGUGAGAAUAUGCCCUCGGGAAGUGCGACAAAACCCGGUGAUAUAGUCAAAGCGGCAAAUGGGAAGACUAUAUGUGUUAACAAUACCGAUGCCGAGGGCAGAUUAAUUUUAGCUGAUGGUUUAUGUUACGCUGCAGGAUUUGAUCCAAAGAUGAUAAUGUCAGUCGCUACUUUAACAGGUGCGAUGCGUGUGGCGCUUGGUGAUGGCGCAACUGGCGUGUUUUCCACAUCUGACGACUUGUACAAAAAACUGGAGCAAGCGGGGACUUACGCAGGCGAUCGAGUUUGGAGAUUUCCGUUUUGGAAACAAUACAAAACCGAAAUAACCAAACAACCCGGGUAUGACGUAAAUAAUAUUGGAAAAGGUGUCGGUGGAGGUUCGUGUACAGCAGCCGCCUUCUUAAAAGAGUUUGUUCCUGAAUGUGUAGAUUAUCUACACCUGGACAUUGCAGGUGUUUGUGGUCCGGCGACUGAUAUUCCUUACUUGCAUAAAGGCAUGACCGGUCGGCCUACAAGAACUUUAAUUGAAUUCAUGCGCAUGCAUUCUAAGUGAGAUGUAUCUUUUUUUAUGUUUUUUUUUAAACAAACAGAAAAUAGUUUGAAUACAAUAAAAGAUUAAUAAAUUUCUUUGAGAUUAUA